This is a messenger RNA of Acomys russatus (golden spiny mouse), 1797 nucleotides long. It is a transcript of the gene Ctu2, whose product is annotated as cytosolic thiouridylase subunit 2. The record is from RefSeq and is a predicted model, not a curated record. Gene Ontology annotation, molecular function: tRNA binding; sulfurtransferase activity. Gene Ontology annotation, cellular component: cytosol. NCBI's taxonomy places the organism in Eukaryota, Metazoa, Chordata, Mammalia, Rodentia, Muridae. Bases 283 to 1791 code for a protein of 502 amino acids. The transcript is spliced from 13 exons. Gene Ontology annotation, biological process: tRNA wobble position uridine thiolation.
CUCUCCAGAAAGGAACAAAUAUCUCCAGUGUUAUUGCUCUAAUGCCUAGCGUGCUGGGUACCACUCUGUACAGUGUAUGCUUGUUGAGUGGAUGAUGCUCUCACGCUUCUGAGUCCCUCUGAAGCUCUGGGUCUGUUUUCUAAGAUGUUCUACAAAAGCUUCUGGUGGAGGGGGUGGGAACUGACUUCCAGAGUCUUUCUUGUCACCCACCAUGUUUUGGGAGCCUCCAUUUGAAAGAAAAGGGAUUGUUUCAAGGCAUUCUAUGUGCACAAGUUCAGAGCCAUGCUUGGGAAGAACCGACUCAUCUUUCCUGGUGAGAAGGUGCUCUUGGCAUGGUCUGGGGGGCCUUCGUCCAGCUCCAUGGUCUGGCAAGUUCUUGAGGGCCUCAGUCAGGACUCUGCAAAACGGCUACGCUUUGUGCCAGGAGUCAUCUAUGUUGAUGAGGGAGCAGCCUGUGGCCAGAGCCUACAAGACAGAGCGAAGACCUUGGCUGAGGUGAAGCUGAUCCUGCAGAAAACUGGCUUCCCAUGGCAUGUGGUUGCCUUGGAGGAGGUGUUUGGCUUGCCACCAUCGGUGCUGUGCUGUGCUUCCCAGGAGCCAGCAGGGACGGAGGAGGCCUACAAGGCUGCCGUGGACAGCUUCCUGCAACAGCAGCAUGCACUAGGGGUGGAGGGCUGUGCAAGCCCAGCUCAGGGAAAGGAUCAGCUCCACCCAUCCCACAGCCAGGAGCCUCUAGGCCCAGCUGAACCCCCUGUAUCUGCUCAGACUGAAGCCUUGUCUAGGUUGUUCAACUCCAUAAGGACACUGACGGCCAAAGAGGAGCUUUUGCAGACCCUGAGGACCCAUCUGAUCGUGCAUGUAGCACGGACCCAUGGCUACUGCAAGGUGAUGACUGGAGAGAGCUGCACCCGUCUGGCCAUCAAGCUUAUGACCAACUUGGCCCUGGGGAGAGGAGCCUUCCUUGCCUGGGACACGGGCUUCUCAGAUGAGCGACAUGGGGAUGUGGUGGUGGUGAGACCCAUGCGGGACCACACACUGAAGGAAGUGGCCUUCUACAACCACCUGUUUGGUGUCCCCUCGGUCUUCACAGCAGCUAUUGAUACCAAGGCUCCAGAAAAGGCUAGCAUCCAUCGGCUGAUGGAGGCCUUCAUCCUGAGGUUGCAGACUCUGUUCCCCUCUACAGUCAGCACUGUGUACAGGACAAGUGAGAAAUUGGUCAAGGCUCCCCGGGAGGGUUGUGCCACUGGCCCCUCAGGCCCCAGCUGCCUCCUCUGCAUGUGUACACUGGACAUUGACACUGCUGGUGCGUGCAGGGCCUUCUUGGAGUGCUGUGUGGGUGGUUAUUUGGCUAUCCCAGGGUCCCCUCAGCCCCUCUCUGUUGCAGACAGUGCCACGGCCUUUGGGGCUCAGUCCUCCUCACAUCUCUCCCAGAUGCUGCCUGCAGAGGCUGGGAUGCCUACUCCACCCUGCUGUGGUGCAGGGGAGGGUCAGGCCCAGAGCUGCCAGAGGGCAGUCGGCGGGAGGGGGGACGCACAGGCCUGCAUCACAGAGCAGCUGUGUUAUGGCUGCCGGGUGAACAUGAAGGACCUGCCCUCCCUGGACCCAUUGCCACCUUAUGUCCUGGCUGAGGCUCAGCUCCGCAGCCAGAGGGCCUGUGUCUCUCAGGAAAUCCGGGAGUAUCUGAUUACAGACGAUGAUGAAGAGGCAGAGGAAGGGAGAGCAGAGCCUGGGCAGGCCCAGCCAUGCAAAGCCGUGAAGCAGGAAGGCGAGGACACGGGGAUUGGUCUGUGACUGUCC